Messenger RNA from Salvelinus fontinalis (brook trout), 570 nucleotides. It is a transcript of the gene dnajc19, whose product is annotated as DnaJ (Hsp40) homolog, subfamily C, member 19. Gene Ontology annotation, biological process: protein import into mitochondrial matrix. Gene Ontology annotation, cellular component: PAM complex, Tim23 associated import motor. The record is from RefSeq and is a predicted model, not a curated record. Lineage: Eukaryota; Metazoa; Chordata; Actinopteri; Salmoniformes; Salmonidae. Gene Ontology annotation, molecular function: ATPase activator activity. The transcript has 6 exons. The coding region runs from base 155 to 505 and encodes 116 amino acids.
ACAUGUGCCUUUAAUUUCUGUCAGGCCAGAAAUAUACAACAGAGAAGUCACGGAUCAAAACAUGAGGGGUCAUCUGUGACUUUGUUCAUCGUAGACAAGUGUAUAAAAAGUUAUGUUGCAAGUCUUUGAUAGAGGCGGAUCUUAGCAAUAAAACAUGGCCAGUUCCAUGGUGGCAUUGGGGCUCACCCUAGCAGCAGCUGGAUUUGUAGGUCGCUAUGCCAUGCAGGCCAUGAAACACAUGGAACCCCAAAUGAAACAAGCUAUGCAGAGUUUUCCCAAAUCGGCUUUUGGUGGUGGAUACUACAGAGGUGGAUUUGAUCCCAAAAUGAACAAGAGAGAGGCGUCGCUCGUUCUAGGAGUCAGUCCCACAGCUAACAAGACCAAGAUCAGAGAAGCCCACAGAAAACUGAUGAUUCUUAAUCACCCCGAUAGAGGUGGAUCACCAUAUCUUGCUGCUAAAAUAAAUGAAGCAAAGGAUUUACUUGAUGGACAACUAAAGAAAUAGAUCAAAUAAUCACAUUGCACUUGGUUUUUCUUAUUGUGCCCAAAUAAAUAAUGUAAGAGAUCAAA